AUUCCUCUCCCUCUUGCUCCUUUUCUCCCCCUUUCUCCUCCCCCUCCCUUUUCCCUCUCAUUUUCUCUUUCCCCCUCUCUUCCCCCUCCCUUUCCCUCUCCCUCUUCUCUCUCUCAGCUCCCUUACAUUAAAGAGAAAAUGCUGCUAUCAGUGACUUCCAGGCCUGGGAUUUCGACUUUUGGCUAUAACAAGAACAACAAGAAGCCCUAUGUGUCAUUGUCUCAGCAGAUGGCACCACCUAGUCCAAGCAACAGUACCCCGAACAGCAGCAGUGGGAGCAAUGGAAAUGACCAGUUGAGCAAAACCAACCUCUAUAUCCGGGGAUUGCAACCAGGCACUACUGACCAGGAUCUUGUCAAAUUGUGCCAGUCAUAUGGCAAGAUUGUCUCCACCAAGGCCAUCCUGGACAAGAGCACGAACAAGUGCAAAGGCUAUGGCUUUGUGGACUUCGACAGUCCUUCAGCCGCACAGAAAGCUGUCACGGCACUGAAAGCCAGUGGUGUGCAGGCACAGAUGGCAAAGCAACAGGAACAGGACCCCACAAAUUUAUACAUAUCAAACCUUCCACUCUCCAUGGAUGAGCAAGAACUAGAGGGGAUGCUGAAGCCUUUUGGCCAGGUUAUCUCCACUCGAAUCCUCCGAGACACCAGUGGGACCAGCAGAGGCGUUGGCUUUGCACGGAUGGAGUCCACAGAGAAGUGUGAAGCCAUCAUCACCCACUUUAAUGGAAAAUAUAUUAAGACACCUGCUGGAGUACCAGCCCCAUCUGAUCCCUUGCUUUGCAAAUUUGCUGAUGGUGGUCCAAAGAAACGACAGAACCAAGGGAAAUAUAUGCAAAAUGGACGGGCCUGGCCAAGGAAUGGAGAUAUGGGUGGUAUGGCCUUGACCUAUGACCCCACCACAGCUCUUCAGAAUGGGUUUUACCCGGCUCCUUAUAACAUCACCCCCAACAGGAUGCUUGCUCAGUCUGCACUCUCCCCAUACCUUCCAUCUCCUGUGUCUUCCUAUCAGAGAGUAACUCAGACAUCUCCUCUACAAGUACCUAACCCGUCUUGGAUGCACCACCAGUCAUACCUCAUGCAGCCUUCAGGUUCCGUUCUGCCGCCAGGGAUGGAUCACCCCAUUUCUCUCCAGCCUGCCUCCAUGAUGGGACCUCUUACCCAGCAACUGGGGCACCUCUCGCUCAGCAGCACGGGCACGUACGUGCCGGCGGCCGCCCCGGUGCCAGGAGCUUACAUCGCCCCGUACACCCCUGUGCCUUCCGCUGGUGUUGCAGCCGAGGAGAGCGGCGGCCAGCAGACUCAGGUGCCAGUGGAGGCGCCCUCAGACCACGGGCUCUACUCCUUCCAGUUCAACAAGUAGCAGCGUGGUCUGGAAGCGAACCCGCAUUGUCUCUGAGGUGUGCCUGGACACCUGAAUUAUUGGAGAGGCUGAUGCUCCCGAAGUCCAGAGGGCUGAUGGGAUACAGACGCGGCGUGGGCCCUGCUAAGGACUAACACUUGGGCAGCGCUUUCAUAGGCCUGGGCCUGGAGAAAAGAAAUCUCUGCACUUCUGCCCUCUGCUUCUUCCUCCAUUCCUGGGAGGGCCUGGGAGAACUGUCACUUUUUGUGUGUGCUGCAUUCAAGGAGAUCAAAAGAACUUUUUUUUCUUUCUUUUGCAAAGAAAGUUUUAUAUUUUGUUUUUGACUGCAAUAUACUCUUUCCAUAUCUCAAAGAGACAUAGUGCCUUGAGCUUCUUC
This is a messenger RNA of Odobenus rosmarus divergens (Pacific walrus), 1738 nucleotides long. It is a transcript of the gene RBMS2, whose product is annotated as RNA binding motif, single stranded interacting protein 2. The record is from RefSeq and is a predicted model, not a curated record. Bases 139 to 1362 code for a protein of 407 amino acids. Gene Ontology annotation, molecular function: poly(U) RNA binding; mRNA 3'-UTR binding; poly(A) binding. NCBI's taxonomy places the organism in Eukaryota, Metazoa, Chordata, Mammalia, Carnivora, Odobenidae. Gene Ontology annotation, cellular component: nucleus; ribonucleoprotein complex; cytosol. The transcript has 14 exons.